CAUCACUUUGCAGCAAACAACAGUUAGCAACACAAUAGGGUGCAUGUGAAUGAUUCCUGCUAUCCCCCACAUAUCCAAUAUACUCCUAGUUGAAGUACUUUUGAACCCCCACCUCCCUCACAAAAACCCUACCUUCAAAUUCUCCUCCAUUUUGGGCGUACACACACACAAAAGCUAUGCUAUGUAUGUAAAUACACUCUUUAAUUAGUAGGUAUAUAUGUAUUUAUGUGGUAAGGAUUAAGGAUAGCCUCAUAGCCACAAGGAAGGAACACAUGCAUAGUUAGUACUACCGCUUGCAGUAGCAUCUUUAUUUGCGAGUUCUAGUCUUUAAGUCAAAAGCUAAGCAUAGCAGAGUGUGGCCUCUCUCCUGCUGCUGCUCGCCAAUUGAUCGUCCAUGGCCGUCCAUCACCCACACCUGCUCGACUUCUCGCCACCUCCGAACACGGUGGCCAUGGAGGCGCCGCCCGCACCCCACUUCGACCAUGGUGGCCACCACCACCACCACCUCCUCGGGCUCCAUGUCGACGGCGGCGUCGGCAUGUCCGUAGGAGGAGGCGUGCCUCACCGCGCCCUCGCCGACGACGACACGGUGGCAGCAUGGGCGCCGCAGGCCGCGGUCUCCCUGUCCUUGUACAACUACGACAACACGGCGGGAGGUUCGUCGUCGUCGCUGUUCGGCCAUGACGAGCCACAGUUCGGCGCCAUGCCCCCGGCGGCGGCGUUGGCACUGCCUAACCACCAGCAGCUGCCGACGACGACGUCGAGCAUGCAGCAGCCGUUCCAGCUCAGGAGCUCCAAGUAUCUGGCCCCCGUGCAGGACCUGCUCAGCGAGUUCUGCAGCCUUGAAGGGGACCUGCUGCACGCCAUGAACAAGAGAGCUCCGAGAGCAGGCAACAAGUGGGACGACGUGGAGACGUCGUCGUCUUCCUCUGGCCUCUGGGGGCACCCGUCCCUGAGCUCCAUGGAUCUCUUGGAGCUUGAGAGGCGGAAGGCCAGGCUCUUGUCCAUGGUUGAAGAGGUGGACAGGCGGUACCGGCGAUACCGUGAGCAGAUGAGGGCAGUGGAGGUGUCGUUCGAGGCGGUGGCCGGAGCCGGCGCGUCGCAGGUGUACACAAGGUUGGCGCUGCGCGCCAUGUCGCGGCACUUCCGGUGCCUGCGGGACGCGCUGGUGGCGCAGGUCCGCGCGCUGAGGAAGGCCAUGGGGGAGCGGGACGGCGGACCUGGUGCGGCGGCGGCGGCGACGGCGGCGGGCGCCACCAAGGGCGACACGCCGAGGCUCAAGGUGCUGGACCAGUGCCUGCGGCAGCAGCGGGCGUUCCAGCACCCCGGCACCAUCGAGAACUACCCCUGGCGACCCCAGCGCGGCCUGCCGGAGCGCGCCGUCGCCGUCCUCCGUGCCUGGCUCUUCGAGCACUUCCUCCACCCGUAUCCAAAUGAUGUGGACAAGCACAUUCUGGCGCGCCAGACAGGAUUGUCAAGAAGCCAGGUUUCCAAUUGGUUCAUCAACGCCAGGGUGAGGUUGUGGAAGCCAAUGAUAGAGGAGAUGUACACGGAAGAAGUCAACCAGAAAUCAAACGCGACUCCGCAAAACCCUAGCGGCGGCGGCGUCAUCAAACCUGAGCAGAUGAGCACAACGGCGGUGCCCGCCGCCAUUGGAGGAGAUCAUAGCCACUUCCUAGCUACUAGUGCUGGGAACCCUAGCAGCUCCAUGAUUUCAUCCUCCAUUUUGAUGACUGCUGCUGACUGCGGUGGCAGUGGCGGUGGCGACCAUCUGUUCAGUAGUUAUCCGAGCAUGCAUAGGAGUCACGGCGGCGCCGUGUCGCUUACCCUAGGGCUCCAACAGCAGCCGUUUGUGUCGACGAUGAUGCACCACCAGCGACCAUUGAUGUUGCAUGGUGACGAGCAAGAGCCGGUGCUGCCGUACAGAGACCUUAUGGGGUCUCAGUUGCUGCAUGAUUUCGCAGGGUAGCUUAGCUAGGUCUACUAGGAGGGUGGGGUAAAAUCUGUUUUAAUUUCAUGACUACACUAUAAAAACACACAAAUUGGUUCCUAGCUUGCUACUAGCUUUCCGCCGGCCGGGCAAAUCAUGCAUAUACUGUAUAUUUAAUUUCUCGAGCAACCAUGUGCUUUAUUUGGAUCCUAUAUGUUUAGAGCUAGUUUAUUUAAUUUCAGUAGAAGUGCAGCUGCUCUACUUAUUCAAGUGAAGCACACCAAACGCCUGGUGCAUAUAGGAGAGUAUCAUUUUUCUGUCGUCAAUAAUUAAUUCAGCCGUUUAUUAUGUUUGGGAAAAGGUGUAUAUUUUUCGGAUGAGAAGUACUUAGUAAUUAGGAAUUAUUAUAUUUGGCGUUGUCUUUUGACACAAGAUUUAUUUAGGUAAUUCAUCUUACCAAACAGUUUGUAGUUUCAUUUGCAGAAAAGACAUUUUGUUAUUGAAUAUUUUUGUGAUUGUUUGAGUUGUGUAAA
This is a messenger RNA of Sorghum bicolor (sorghum), 2463 nucleotides long. RefSeq names its product homeobox protein BEL1 homolog. Bases 395 to 1969 code for a protein of 524 amino acids. Gene Ontology annotation, biological process: regulation of transcription by RNA polymerase II. Gene Ontology annotation, molecular function: RNA polymerase II cis-regulatory region sequence-specific DNA binding; DNA-binding transcription factor activity, RNA polymerase II-specific. NCBI's taxonomy places the organism in Eukaryota, Viridiplantae, Streptophyta, Magnoliopsida, Poales, Poaceae. The record is from RefSeq and is a predicted model, not a curated record. The transcript is spliced from 4 exons.